This is a messenger RNA of Zingiber officinale, 852 nucleotides long. RefSeq lists its product as uncharacterized. NCBI's taxonomy places the organism in Eukaryota, Viridiplantae, Streptophyta, Magnoliopsida, Zingiberales, Zingiberaceae. The transcript has 2 exons. The record is from RefSeq and is a predicted model, not a curated record. Bases 1 to 852 code for a protein of 283 amino acids.
AUGAGCAUAGAUGAAGGGGAAGGAACAUCAGAGGAAGAAAGCUGCUGUGAAGGGGGAGGAUCACCAAGUCAGACUCCGUCCGAGUUGACCCAAGCUAACCAGGGAGCAUCCGAUGAAGCGCCCGUGCGGGAUGCUAGGAAAGGAAAGGCACCUCGAACUGAGUCAUCCCCCGAGCGGAUCAAUCGCCAGUUCUCUGAGGCGAUUCUACAAGACCCGCUCCCAAAGCAUUAUGCUCCGCUAGUGAUCGGAGAGUAUAAUGGGACAAUCGACCCGGACGACCACCUCAGUAAGUUUGACAACGCCACCACUCUUCAUCAAUACACCGACGGAGUAAAAUGCAAGGUCUUCUUCACCACCCUGUUCGGCUCCGCACAACGUUGGUUUCGGAGGCUGUCGAACGGAUCGAUUCGGAGUUUCAAGGAUUUCCGAACGAUUUUCCUCCACCACUUUGCGAGCAGCAGGUGCUACCAAAAGAACAGCGUCAGUCUGUUCUCCAUGAAGCAGGAGGCUAGAGAGACUCUCCGAGCGUACAUCCAGCGAUUCAACCAGGCCGCUCUGGACAUUCCCGCAAUCUCAUCUGAGACCAUGAUACACGCCUUCACCCAAGGGCUGAUGGAUGGCGACUUCUUCCACUCGCUCAUCAGGAAGCCGCCACGUGAUUAUGACCAUAUGUUGAAAAAGGCGAACAAAUACAUCAACGUGGAGGAGGCGCAAGCAGCCCGUAAAAAGGAAACACCGGCAGAGUUAGCAGCACCGGCCGAGCGGAGGCCUCAAGCCAUUCAUCAACCACCCAGAGGACCCCGGGUCAAGGGGAUGACGCUGCAUCAGGAAUCAAGGUUGCACACUGUCUAA